AUGCCCCGAGGUCCAGCGACGGCAGGCUUGUCGGCGGCCGUGGGACAAUGGACCAAGUUCCUGGGGCGCGCCGAAGCCAAACGACUAGACCCAAGCGACUUUGCGAGAUUCGUGCCCAUUCUUAGCUCGGAUUUUUAUCCAUUGCCUCCCAUCGUUAUUGCCAACCUUCUCCUCAAGCCGACGAAGCAGUCGUCCUAUUCUCUCGACCCCCGCCGACUACAAUAUCUCACCAUCCUCCUCAAUCAAAAGCUCGUCAACAUCCAGUCCGUCCUGAAGGUUCUACACCAGUACUCGACAUCGCACGCCAAGAUUCAGAGUCAACACCAUGCGGACGCCACACACGAGGCCGCGACGGCCAAUAAGGGAGACCAGGGGCAACAAGGAGACAAGAAGCCGAAGCGGGUGUUCUGGCAGAACUCAUUCAACGACGAGGAGGUCAUCUUUUUGCAACUUUCCAAGGUCAUCACGCAUGGUCAAGGCAUCAGGCAUGCCUCCGACGCCUACGAGAUGGCCGCGAACCUAAGCAAGUGGAUAACGCUCUACAUCGACGUCAUCGCCGCCUUUUCACGAGAUACGUUUGGCAAUAUUCAGAAUAUGCGGACGAGGCAGGAUAUGGAAAACUCUCUUCAGGCUUUCAGUUUGCUUUUGGUUCACUUCUUGGGCAAUCAACGGGUGGUUUCUGCCUUUAGCCGGCCCGAUGCCAAAGGCCAUCGCAAACGAUUAGCGGCCUCUAUCGAUCAGCUUAUACCCUAUAUCCUUCAGAAUCCGAAUACCUCUGGAAUUGCGGUGAAAUUGGAGUUCAGCAGAGGGCAGACACUGGCCGGGGAAGAGUCUUCCGACCUGAAGGACGCUGCGGUAGCGGAGAUGCAUAGCUACAUGGAUAACAUGAUCGGGCUGGACGCAUGGCAAAUACCCGACAUUCCGCUGGUUAACUCUCGUGCUGGCCUAUACAUAUACAUCAAUGCUGCGCUCGUAGGACGACCUUUGAUAGAUGAUCAUUCUCUUUACACCUACCUACACAACAGAUACCAGGGUGACUUACAAACGACAGCAAUACACCUCAUCCUAGCAUCCUUCGAUGUCUUGGCGAACGCCGUCUUCAGAUACGAAGGAUCAAAAACAGGACAUUUGCUCAAAUCAUACGUCGUCAACAAGGUUCCCCUAAUAUUGGGUAACUUUGCCGCUUCUUCUUCACCCAUGUACCCGUUCGACGCGGAGUUUUGCAUAUCCCAGGCGCUGGGUCAAGUCGACACCAAUGUGUUCCCGACAUUGUCCAAUAUGUUUGACAUGUCGAACACUAGCAGCUCCUUUCAGGACUCGGUACGACAAGACUUUUGUUUUGCCUGUCAGUUGCACGGGCUCUUGUCUUCGUCGGCUAUCGAGACCCUUUUGGGCGAAAUUACAUAUCAAACACUGCCGGACGAGGGUCGAUACGUGAAAGAGACGCUUGUCCAGGCGUGUUUGGGAGACUUCGAGAGAAGUCAAAAGCUCAUCGGGGAAUUGGACAACAUGAACGGAAACGUGGGCGCCGCUGCGCAAGCGAUUGUUGAGGUGAUCGGUACACUCUGCCGGAACAAGGAGACCAUGACUCUCAAGCAACUGUGCAGCCGUCUGGCCAGCAAACCGUCAUCUUUGGAUAUUCUACUGCUCUUCGACAAGCCGUACAAAAUUCUUCAUCCUCUAUGCGAGCUCUUGGACAACUGGGGCGGGUACGACGAGGAUCAGGGCGAGUAUCAGCCUGUCUACGAAGAGUUUGGCUCUAUCUUGCUUCUACUAUUGGCCUUUGUGCACCGCUACAGUUUGACGCCUACUGAUUUGGCCAUCCGGUCUCCGGAUUCAUUCGUGGGAAAGCUGCUAGGAAGGGGCUCGUUGAGUCGCCCUUUAGACGAGCUCAGCGAGCAGGAAAAGUCGCACCUAAAUGGUUGGGUACAUGGACUAUUUGAUUCCGAGGCUGGCGGUUUAGGAGACGACCUUAUGUCGUCGUGUCCUCCGCAAGACUUCUAUCUACUCAUGCCGACGCUUUUUGAUCAGAUCGUCAUGGCUUUGAAUCUCUUGGAUACCCUGUUGUUACCUUCACUGGUGCCAGCACUCUUGUUCCUUGCAAACAACCUGCGAACCGAUAAGCAGGCCGGUCAAGCAGCAGUCAUCAAGAUUCUUCAGCUCACUUUGCGUCCUAACUCGAUUUCGAAUGAAGCAUCUAUCAUGCUCUCAUCGGUCCUGAACAUCGUCGCCAAGCCCCUAGAACUCUCACUCCGCUCCUACCAGCGUCAGGUUCCCGCCUCCCAACAGGUCGAGCCUCUCUUGCGCGCUCUUAAGGAGAACCUGGCCGUGUCUGGCCGAACCGGUGGCGCCGACCACAGCGAGCUGGAGAACUGGACCGGCACGCACCACAACGGGUCCGGGUCAGUCGGGGGUCUUUACGGCGCCAUCCGCCACACCGUCCAAAAUCUAGUCCAAUGGGCUCAGAACUCCCCCGGCAACGGCGUGCCCACCACAUACACCCACCGCCAGAUCCUCGUCGCCCUCCAGAUCUGCGGUGCCAAACGCGUCCUUUCCGCCCUGCUUAAGGAACUGAAAGUGCAAACAGAAGCCGGCAACGGUCCCGUCGCCUACGACGUCGUCACCGCCAUCAUCUGCGCUCCCGACGUCCACAACAGUCCCGUAAUGGACGACGACCCCGCCUCUACCAGAGGAGCAGAUGCGAACCACAACCACACGGUCCAGAGAAAACAACGAAGAAUCACCCUCCGCGAAGCCCUCAAGUUCGAAGCGGAAGAUUUCAAGAAGAUACAGAAAUCUGACCCCCUAAUGGCCGAGACGGUCGUGCGCCUACAUCGUCGCGUCGAGGCCCAGAUGACUCUCCCUCCCCCGCCUCCGCCGCCCGCGCAGCAUCUUCACCAUCACCAGCAAGCGAUGCUGCAGCCGGAGCUGAGCGCGUUGGGCGUGGUGGCUGGUGAUACCAUGGGUGAUUCGAUGAUGAAUGCGGCGGCGGUGGCGGUGUCGAGCGGUGACCAUCACCAAUCGGUGGACGCGAUGAGUUUGGAUGCUGCCGGCAUGGGUGUGGGUGGGUUGGAUGUGGGAGGAGCGGGUGGCAUGGAUUUGAGUGGGAUGGGGGAUAUGGGUAUGGGUGGUAUGGGUGGGUUGAUGGUGAAUACCAACACUGGGGGUAGUGUAACGGGUAUUCAGAGUGGAGGUGGUGCAGCAGGAGGAGGACGUGGAGGUGCAGGAGGUGCCGGUGCCGGUACCGCCGGCAAUGUAGGAGGAGGUGCUGGCGGCGGAGCGGGUGGAGGCAGUGGUGCCGGUGGUGCGGGAGGAGACCUGAGUGGUGAUGAUAUCUUUAGCGGAUUGGGAACAGGGGACUUUACGACGGAUUUUGGGAACUGGGAUACGAUGGAAUUGGGGUAG
Sordaria macrospora k-hell is the source of this 3405-nucleotide messenger RNA. The record is from RefSeq and is a predicted model, not a curated record. NCBI's taxonomy places the organism in Eukaryota, Fungi, Ascomycota, Sordariomycetes, Sordariales, Sordariaceae.